AUGUCCUCUCGAGAAGUCCGGAAACCCGGCAAGGCGGGCUCAUGGUACCUGGCUGACGCGAAGCGACUGGCUGAACAACUCGAAGGCUUCCUGGACGAUGUGCCGAGCCAAAUCAACUCGUCCGACGUCCCGAUCCCUGGCGCCCGCGUAAUUAUUGCCCCGCAUGCAGGAUACAGCUACUCGGGCCCGACGGCAGCCUGGGCGUACAAGAGUCUCGACCUCAGCCAGACGAGGCGCGUCUUCCUCCUCGGCCCAUCCCAUACCUUUUACCUCAAGGGCUGCGCCGUCACGACCUUCAAGCACUACGGCACGCCGUUCGGCAACAUCAGGGUCGACGAGGAGGUCGUCAGCACGCUCCGGGCCGAGCUGUCCAUCCCCGACAUGCCGCUGUCCAACGACAACAAGGAGCACUCGCUCGAGAUGCACCUGCCCUACCUGUGGACCAUGUUCACCAAGGCUUUCGACUCGCCCGACGAGUUCCCGACGCUGGUGCCCAUCCUCGUCGGCGACGGCACCAAGACGGCGGAGCGCGCGGUGGGCGCCUGGCUGCUGCCGUACCUGCGGGACCCGACGAACGCCUUUGUCGUGAGCUCGGACUUUUGCCACUGGGGCGACAACUUCAGCUACACGCCGUACAGCCCGGACGCCCAGGUCGACGACACCUUACAACACAUUUCGUCGCGGUCGCGCGUGCCUGCGGGCCGGCCGAUUCACGAGACGAUCAAGGAGCUCGAUGACCAGGCGAUCGCGGCCAUCAAGACGGGUGAGUAUGCUCAAUUUUACGACAACUUGUCUUUGACCAAAAACACGGUUUGCGGACGGCAUCCGAUCGGCGUCAUGAUGGCGGCACUCGAGCUGCUGGCCGAGGAGGAGGGACGUGGUGGGGAGGACAAGGGGAGGUUCCAGUUUGUUCGGUACGAGAGGAGUAAUUUGGUGGAGGAUGCGGACGACAUGAGCGUGAGUUAUGUGUCGGCGUAUGCGGUGGUAUAG
This is a messenger RNA of Verticillium alfalfae VaMs.102, 990 nucleotides long. Its product is annotated as MEMO1. The transcript is spliced from 2 exons. Bases 1 to 990 code for a protein of 329 amino acids. Lineage: Eukaryota; Fungi; Ascomycota; Sordariomycetes; Glomerellales; Plectosphaerellaceae. The record is from RefSeq and is a predicted model, not a curated record.